UUUUGAGUUAUAAUUCUCUAAAAUACUAAAAUGUUUUAUAUAGAACAACGAACGUACGGAGCGUACAUUAUGUACUAAAGUCUACCGUUCAAGUCUGAUUGUUAUGAACCAGGUUAUGAUUAUAGUGUUUGUUGUUAAUUGUUGUCAUUACCGCCCAGAGGCGCUCCUGCGGUUCGAUAACUAUUCGAUCAUUGAGAUUCGAUAACCGAUACCAUCGCUUUUUUUAAAUUUGAGCGCUUUCAAACUUGAAAAAGUUUUGACAAAUUGCAUGCUCAUCAGACUGCGCAACAUGUUGAACGAUAAAUUUAUUUUUUUAUACUCAACGCUCUGUGCAAUGCUGGCGUUGAGUAUUUUCAUUUAUGGAUACGUGCCACUAUCCUCAUUACCAAGGAGCACAGCGAGUCAUGGAGAUCUCCCAAUUGAAAUAGACGGUUUUAGUGUCAACCAAGAGGAAGUCUACUUUUCGCAUGUGAAGAAGUUGGUUGUAAUUAUAGCAGAUUCUUUGAACAUGGACGUUUUAACGGACAAUGCCCAGGUUUACUUGCCCUACACAAUGCAACUAAUUAAUGACAGACACGGUUGCAUCGUCCCGUGCAGAAUACCUCGACUGUCUACCACCAUACAGAAGAUCAAAACUCUGGCCACUGGAACAACGUCAUUGUUUGUAGAAUCAAUCCUUAGCACAUUUAGGAUAGAUGAAUUGAGAGUUGAUAGUAUUUUAUAUCAAGCUAAAAACAAUAAGCACAACAUUUCUCUACAAGGAGGCAAACUUUGGACUCAUUUGUUCCCAGAUAUCUUCACAGUUGUCUCUAAAGUGGUUGAUGAUGAAAAACAGUUAAAUAAGAACUCAGUUGAUUAUUCUACACAGAUGAUUAAUAGCACUGGAUCGAAUGAAAUCUCCUGGAGCUGGCUUCUGUUACAUCACUUUAGAUUGAGUCCUUUAGAAUCUAUUUUUGACUCUGAGUACAGAAAUUCAAUAAACCAGCUGAGAAAAAUUGAUCAAGCUAUCGAAUCUGCCUAUGCAACAUUGAGUGCUGAGACAAAUGACUACCUAAUACUUGUUGUUGGAGAUACUAGCACAGGGGGAGGAUCUAAUGGUUUUUCAAAACCCUAUGAAAAUCCACAAGCUAUUGCUCCCUAUAUUCUGAUUGGAAAGUCCUGUCUGAAAUCACAGUCACUUAAUCUCAUGGAUGACAUCGACUUAGCACCUACUCUGGCUGUGUUAACUGGCAUACCAAUUCCAGCUUCAAGUUACGGCAGAUUAAGUUCCAACUUCCUCAACUACUUAACUGAUGAUCAAAUGCUCUAUGCUUUGUACUAUAACACAGCAAGAUUGGCGAAUCUUUCCGUGCAGGUGGAAACGAAAUAUGACGAAGAUCCCACACACUUGCUUUUCAAAAAAGCUGUUGUUCAACAUGGAAAUUAUUUGAAGGCUACAGAGUUGGAGGAGCGUCUUCAAUUGCGAGAUACAAUUAAAGUGCUCUAUUCAAGAACAGCAGAGUCCUAUUCUCAUCGUAUAAAGAACGUUCUGAACGUUUCAGAUGUUUCUAUUCAAUAUCUAGCCUUUGUCUUGGUACUCGAGGCCAUGAUAAUGCUCGUAAAUAAAUUAGACAAAGGUGGUGAGAGCAGGACGGUAAAUUUCAUAGUAAUAUCCAUAUCAAAUCUUAUGAUAUUGACAUGGGUAUUAGCAACAGGGAUGUCAAAGCGUGGCACAUCCUUCAUUGCCAUGCCUACUUCAAAGGGUUUAGUUAUUGGAAUAAUCACUUUGAUAAUGUUCUGCAACUCGUACAUCUUGGCCUCCCAAAAAAGCUUCCUAACUCUGAUGAUUUCGGCUUGGUCAGCGAGAUCAACGCAGCAGACAGAAAGAUCAAAGAAAAUUGUGGACACCGUAUCAUCUAGCAUGGAUGAACCGGUUUUAUCUAACACCAAAUUGAAGACUAACUCCCUCUUGGUGCUCUUGGUGACGGGCACUAUUAUUCACGCUUUUAGUUAUCUCGAACAGAGUUACAUAAAGUACGAAAAAUGGGUAUGGUUCUAUCUCUGGAGUUCGUUGUGCUGCUUCAUCAUUUAUAAAUGUUUUGGGACAAUUUAUCGAAGCAAUCGUGAUGCAGUUCUCAAUGCACCAGCUUUGAAUUACUUAGACUACAAUGCCAUUCCAGUUGUUUUGUCUAUCCUGAUCAUGCACAGGAUUAUCUUAGUCUAUACCGGCAUCCAGGAUUGGCUCUUGUACGAUAGCGAUCACCUAUGUGCUUCGAUAUGCUUGUUGUUUGGUCUACUGCUGCUGGGGAUCACUUGCAGCAUUUAUUACGAGCCCUUCUCCUCUAUACUUGAUAUAAUCAUCAUCCGUCUCCUACUAGUGUUCUUGUGUAUCUCUAUAUACUUGUCCAAUGUGGCUCGAGGGAAUGUUGGUCUUCCUUAUUACGGAAAAUCAGACGGUGUCCUCGAGAUGACAUUGUUCUGGUGUUCAUGGACACUGAUAAUUGGAUAUGGACUUGGGUUCUGUACGAUAGGAACUUGUUACAAGGGUAUCAGUAGCACCAGACAGCUCAUGGCAACAGCAGUAACAUGUUGGGGAUGCUUCUCAGCCCUUUUCACACAAUCUCACAGAGUGCUGCUCAUCCCCAUAGAGAUGUUGUUUGGACAGGUCAUGAGCGACGUAUUCCGAAAACAAAAUCAAUGUCUGAUUAUUUCCCACAUCUGGCUAGGACACUUAUUCUUUUAUCAUCAAGGAUUCGGUUACAAUCUUGAUGAGAUUGACUUGGCUGCAGGGCUUCUGCACUGGACAGGUUUAUGCUCUUUUAUCUAUGGGGUGUGUCUGAUUUUAAACGUCUUUUCUGCGUUGAUUUUAUCCUAUCUUAUUUGCAUCCAUGGAAUGCUAGAAAACAACGUAAAAAAAAGCUCAUCAGAAGGAAUCUCAGAAGCGAACGCGACAUUUGGAUACUGUCAAUUCAUUCUACUGUCGGUGUACUUAUUGAGCAUGUUAGUGCAUCGCUACAACGAUUGGUUCUGGGGUAUUUUGACUCCAAAGUUCCUCUACGAAGUAGCUUACACAUUCAUCAUCUUUGGAAUCAUGAUCACCAUGCUGAUAGUGGGGCUUCUUCAUGACCUCUGUCUAAAAUCAAGAGUCCCCUACCUGUAACAACAUCUUUUUUAGCUGAUCUUGGAAGAAAGAAAAAAGAAAAAUAAUGAAAUGAUGUCAAUCAAAAUUUAUGAAAUUUUUUGUUAUACACAAGAUUAGGCACAUGUAUUUCCGUUUUUAUAAAUAAAAUGAUGUUA
Molecule: messenger RNA, 3276 nt
Organism: Athalia rosae (coleseed sawfly)
Lineage: Eukaryota; Metazoa; Arthropoda; Insecta; Hymenoptera; Athaliidae
Product: GPI ethanolamine phosphate transferase 2-like
Exons: 12
Coding region: 269-3139 (956 amino acids)
Biological process (GO): GPI anchor biosynthetic process
Cellular component (GO): endoplasmic reticulum membrane
Source: RefSeq, a predicted model, not a curated record